AUGGAAACCAACUUUACCCUCCUUCUGAAUGGGUCUCAAGAGGUGUUCCAUGAUUCUCCCACCUCCAAUGUUCUGUGGUUCUUGUCACUGGUGGUUCCCACCAUCACCUCUGCUCUAGGUAUGUUGCGCAAUGGGCUUGUGAUCUGGGUGGCUGGAUUCCGCAUGGCACACACUGUCAGCACCAUCUGCUACAUGAACCUGGUUGUAGCUAACUUCUCUUUCACUGCUGCCCUGCCAUUUCUCAUUGUUUCAAUGGCCAUGAAAGAAAAAUCUUUUGGCUGGUUCCUUUGCAAAUUAGUUCACAUCAUGGUUGACACAAAUCUGUUUGGAAGCAUCUUUCUGAUCUCUCUCAUUUCCCUGGACCGCUGCAUUUGUGUCCUGCAUCCUGUCUGGGCCCAGAACCACCGCACCAUGAGCUGGGCCAGGAAGGUGAUGGUGGGACCCUGGAUUCUUGCUCUCAUCCUUACCUUGCCACGUUUUCUCUUCCUGACUACAGUAAAACAUCCCACAGGGGAUGUGUACUGUACUUUCACCUUUGCAUCCUAGGGUAACACCCUUGAGGAGAGGUUGAAGGUUGCCAUCACCAUGCUAACAACUAGAGGAAUCAUCAGGUUCAUUAUUGGAUUCAGCAGGCCCAUGUCCAUUGCCAUCAUCUGCUAUGGUCUCAUUGCUGCCAAGGGACGCAGAAGAAGCCUUGUGAAUUCCAGCUGCCCCUUACUCAUCCUGACAGCUGUCCUGGUUUCCUUCUUCAUCCAUUGGUUUCCCUAUCAUCUGAUUGCCCUUCUGGACACAGUCUGGCUCAAAGAGACAUUGUUUGGUGGUGAUUACAAAAUCCUCAACAUCCUGGUCAACCCAAGAAGCGUCCUGGCCUUCUUCAACAGCUGCCUCAACCCAGUGCUCUAUGUCUUCAUGGGCUAGGACUUUGGAGAGAAACUGACCCACUUCCUUCCUGCAAGUCUGGAGAGGGCUCUGAGCAAGGACUCAGGCCAAGCCAAUGACACAGGUACCAACUGA
Jaculus jaculus (lesser Egyptian jerboa) is the source of this 1014-nucleotide messenger RNA. It is a transcript of the gene Fpr2, whose product is annotated as formyl peptide receptor 2. The record is from RefSeq and is a predicted model, not a curated record. Gene Ontology annotation, molecular function: N-formyl peptide receptor activity; complement receptor activity. Gene Ontology annotation, biological process: positive regulation of cytosolic calcium ion concentration; inflammatory response; phospholipase C-activating G protein-coupled receptor signaling pathway. Gene Ontology annotation, cellular component: plasma membrane. Lineage: Eukaryota; Metazoa; Chordata; Mammalia; Rodentia; Dipodidae.